AUGACGACCAUGGAUUUGCGUGUUGGUAACAAAUACCGUAUCGGUCGAAAGAUCGGCAGUGGCAGUUUCGGAGAUAUCUACCUGGGAACCAACAUCAUCUCAGGCGAAGAAAUUGCCAUCAAGCUCGAGUCCGUCAAGGCCAAGCACCCUCAGCUCGAGUAUGAAGCCCGCGUCUACAAGUCUCUCGCCGGCGGUGUUGGAAUUCCGUUCGUCCGCUGGUUUGGAACCGAAUGUGAUUACAAUGCUAUGGUUCUCGAUCUGUUGGGUCCCAGCUUGGAAGAUCUCUUCAAUUUCUGCAACCGCAAAUUCUCCCUCAAGACCGUCCUCUUGCUGGCCGACCAGCUCAUCUCUCGCAUCGAAUACAUUCACGCUAAGUCCUUCAUCCACCGUGACAUCAAGCCGGACAACUUCCUCAUGGGUAUUGGCAAGCGAGGCAACCAGGUCAACGUGAUUGACUUUGGUCUGGCCAAGAAGUACCGCGACCCCAAGACCCAUUUCCAUAUCCCAUACCGUGAGAACAAGAACUUGACCGGCACGGCUCGUUAUGCCUCGAUCAACACUCAUUUGGGGGUGGAACAAUCUCGCCGUGACGACAUGGAGUCUCUGGGCUAUGUCAUGCUCUACUUCUGCCGUGGCUCUCUCCCAUGGCAAGGUCUCAAGGCGGCCACCAAGAAGCAGAAGUACGAUCGUAUUAUGGAGAAGAAGAUGACCACCCCGACCGAGGUUCUGUGCCGUGGGUUUCCUAACGAGUUCGCCAUCUACCUCAACUACACCCGCUCUCUCCGCUUCGAUGACAAGCCAGACUACUCGUACUUGAGGAAGAUCUUCCGUGAUCUCUUCGUUCGAGAAUCAUUCCAAUACGACUACGUCUUCGACUGGACCGUCUACAAAUACCAAAAGAAUGCCCAGGCCAUUGCCCAGGCAGCUGGCAACCAGACCACUCAAGAUGACGAGGAGAAGCCACGACGCGGUGCUCACCCUGCGACAGCCGCAGCCACUGGGGCCCCCACUCCUCAGAAUGUCUCGCAAGCUGGUAAGCCCGCGGCCAUCUCCAGCUCUCGACGCAAAGUCAUCGAACGCGGUGCUAGCGGCAACGACCAGGGAGGAAGUGACAGGAUGUGA
Fonsecaea multimorphosa CBS 102226 is the source of this 1122-nucleotide messenger RNA. RefSeq lists its product as uncharacterized. NCBI's taxonomy places the organism in Eukaryota, Fungi, Ascomycota, Eurotiomycetes, Chaetothyriales, Herpotrichiellaceae. Gene Ontology annotation, cellular component: cytoplasm; nucleus. Gene Ontology annotation, biological process: peptidyl-serine phosphorylation; signal transduction; endocytosis. The record is from RefSeq and is a predicted model, not a curated record. The transcript is spliced from 2 exons. Bases 1 to 1122 code for a protein of 373 amino acids. Gene Ontology annotation, molecular function: ATP binding; protein serine/threonine kinase activity.